GGUGCAUGGAAUGGGCCUUCUUAGCCAAGAGGUUAAGAGAAGCAAGGAGGUUGCCAAGGUAACAGGGUCAUUUGGACAUGAGGCUGGGGAAAUCUCUCAAAAGCUGGAGAAGAUAGUGAUACUAGCAGGAAAGUUUCCAACCCUGUCCACUAUAAACCCAUCCUGCCUUCACCUAGCAACCAACUUAACCUCUCUUGAUAACCUUGACCUUGUGAGAGAUGUGGUCCAAAGGUCACAGCCAGAGAACACAUCUGCAGAUGAAGUGCUUGUAACACUGACUGACAGCAUUCUAUCAGGGGGACUGUACUGUGUUGUGCUGGAAGCCCAGGCAAGGGGUGCGCUGACCCCUGACCUGUUGAUGACCUUGACCCACAUCCUGGACAUGUACGUGUCGUCAUGGAAACACGAGGAGGCAGCGAGGAAAGUUAAGGAGGCAGAGGAAGCCAGUCUGUACCGGUACAAGACGGAGACGCACGGCGAUGAGAGGAGUGAGGAAGAACAACUGGAGGCAGACUUCCUGCAAAAUUUCCCAUCGUUUAAUGAGGACUUCAUCGACUUGGUAGAGGCAACGUCCAUGGAAGAUUCACACGUACGUAAGGAAACUGACCAAUCAAAGACCAGCAGCACUGAGGCCUCUUCGCUCCAUCUUACAAGCUCUCAGAUGACUCUGAUCUCCGGGGUGCAUGAGAAGCUUUACAAGGGCUUGGUGAGCACAGAAUGGUACAGGCCUGUUGUCAUGACGACUGUCCAGUUGUCCGACUGGUUACGACCACUUCUGUCCACGUACACUGCAGCAACAAUAUUGACUACGCAAUUGGUGGAUAUCAUGAGUAACCAAGUGGAUGGUCAUCUGCAAGGUGGUCAUCUGGUAGUGGCCGCUGUCCAGCAAUGCUAUGUCCUGCAGGCUUCACAACAGUUGUCGAGCCCUCUGGUACCCAGCCUCGGUGUGUACGACAUGUACCACGACCCCAAUGUGCCUGAGGUCAUCCAGCUAGUGGACGUGCUGCGGACUGUGAGGGCUAGAGUCAUGGAACUGCAGGGGGAGUGGCCAGAUCAUCCCACGCUGAAAAAGCUGCAUGAAAUCAUGAACCGUAUAGAAGAGCAACCAAUCACUGACCCUGUGAUGAAGUUCCUGACUGGAAUAGAACUGCUGCUGAAGACAGCACAGGAUUGGGAAAGCAAUGCUUCACAACAUGUCUCCAUGGCAACCCAGUUAGCUGAAAUCUCACGUCUUAUUAUGCAGUGGAGAAAAUUGGAACUGAGCUGUUGGAUGAACGCUAUGGACACUGAGGUGUACAAGUUCCGGACGGAGGCCAGCAAGUGGUGGUUCCAUCUAUACCAGCUCUCACAGGACACACUCACACAACAGGGAGAGAAUUGUCCAUCACUUGACGAGUUUACAAAAGCCCUAAAGCAGUUCAUAGAAAAAUCCUCCCUGGGAGACUUCCACACAAGGCUAGAAAUGCUUCUCAGCUUUCACUGUAACAUGGUUGCCAUGGCAACAAGAGAGGCAAAAGGUCAAGUGGAAUCCAUGGAAACGGAUGCAAUUAAGAAAGCUGAAAUAGGAAACGAGGGUGGAAAUAUUGAUCUCAAUCUGGCAGCUGACAAUAAAACUGAAAGUAUGGUAGAUAAAGGUGAUGAGGUGGCCAUGGCAACCAGAAAGAGGCUGGCGACAAUGCAGCGUGUUCUGUGGAAUUUGUACAAGUUUUAUGGACGAUUCUCAUCCACUGUACAAGCAGAGCUAGACCGGUUAAGGCAACCAAUUGAGAAAGAACUGAAGGGGUUUGUGAAGAUAGCCCGGUGGUCAGAUAUCAAUUUCUGGGCCCUGAAGCAGACUGCAGAGAAAACCCAUAGAACUCUGCACAAGCACAUCAAACAGUUCCAGGGUGUACUCAAGCUUCCUGUGCAAGGCAUUCUGGGAGAUGUGGACAGUGGCGCCACCACGCUGUCAGCAGUGUCAGGGGCAGAGCACUCUAGCUGGACAGAGGGCUUGUUGUCUUACCAGUCGGUCCUGCUGCAGGAACUUAGGGCCUUUAAGGCGCCAGAUGUCACAGUGAUGAACCCAACAUUGGCAACAGCAGCAGAGCAGUUACCACUACAGUUUAAACUAGGUCAGCUGUGCAGCAGACUCAACAAGCACUGGAUCACCGUGGUAAUGAGGUCACGGUACUGUGAGAGGAUAGCAGUGGUUGACCAGUUUACUGGAGAGCUCAUUGAGGAAAUUCAUGUCCUUCAAGCUUUGGAGAUCAACAGGAGUGUUGAGAAGGACAAACAGAAGUCGGAGGCGAAGCACAUCAACCUGAGGAAACGCAAGGCACUCAGUGACCUUUUUAAAUACCUCGCAAAGCUAGGUUUGUCGUAUCGUAAAGGGCUGACAUCUUGUGACAAGAAUGAAGAUGGCGCGUUACAAGCGACCCCAGUGGAUCUUGAUGUGUCACUCAGUGGAGAUGCUGCAGUCCACCAGGCGUGGGACAGCUGUGAAGACUAUUUCUACCGCUGCGUCUCUCGACGCGCUCAGUUGUGGUCGGCACUCAUGACUCCGUCCCGGGAGCUCGGUACAGGCAACAUUGAACGUUGCAAGGGUUUUGCUGAACAUCUGUACGCCCUGUUGAUAGAGCAGCAGACGAGUGUAGCAUGCUUGACGCAGCAGUAUACUGGCAUUAGAACAACUCUGGCGGACAUUUCACGACUGUCGGAGAAUGGUGGCAAAAAGAUACAUCAGUCUGAAACCUGCAGCUGGAUGGAAAGCUGUCGAACCUUACUAAGCCAGUUCCAACAGGGCCUUAGUCAGUUCCAGGCACUACUGCACUGUUGUCCCCGGCGACCAUUGUCAACCACGCCCCACCCGUCUCCACUGCCUGUCCAUGCCCUCCACCAAAUGGCGCUGGUGCGACAGGGUACUGAGGGUCUGGCAGACGUUCUGGAUAAUGUGCAGACCUUGAUUCAUGAGGUUCACCAGGCAAAGCAUUAUGUGCCAAACAAUUCAAGGACGACAGUGUUUGUAAAUUCUGACGUUAACAACAUUCAUGCAGUAUUCACCAAGCUGGCAUCCAUGAAAUCCCGUCUGCUUGAAAUCAUCAAGCUCUUCACGGAUCCUGGAUCUGAGUCACCAAACGCUUUCACAGAAGUUUUGCACCUCCUGGUUGAAGAAGCAAGCGUCAAGUUGAGCGAGUUCAAUACCUGGCAGGAAAGAAUGGGAUCAAGAAAUGAUGAUGGUGAACCAUCGAAAGAAACAUUGGGCUGGUUUUCAUCGAGGCUUGAAGAAAUAAUUGCUUCUGUUUUAUUGGUCGUUCAAAAACAGAGCAAAUCUACUGUUUCUAUGGAAACUGGAUCUGAUGAUGUGGCAAAAGAAGAAAAUGAAGAAGACACUGACAUAGAGGAGGGACAUCUAGUGAAGCUGGUACAUGAACAGCUUAAGCAGGCCACAAAUUGUCUACAAGCGGAACAGAUUCACCAUUCACUCCUGAACCUUCUGAAGAGAAUCCUAUCAGAGCCCAGUUCUGCCUUAACAUCGGCCAUGUUGGACUCGCUACGACGCGCCAUGCCUCUCUUGACUCAGUAUCAGGGCAUCAUGCACCACCAUCUUGUUGGUAACGUAGCAACCCAGAGGACCAUGGGAAAGCUGUUGUCAGUCCUGCUGGGAGUGUUUACAGACCUUGCAACAAAGGGUUUCUGUAUCCCCCCUGAGCUGUCAGAUGAGAUGGCGGGCGAGGGAGCCACGGAGUUCUGUGACAUGGAAGAGGCUGGUCUUGGGGAGGGAGAGGGAGUGAAGAACGUCAGUGACCAGAUAGAGAAUGAGGAUCAGCUUGAUGAAGCCAAGAGACCUGAAGACCACAAAAAGGAGGACCCGUCCAACCAACCAGACGUCAAGUCUGAAGAGAACGCUAUCGAGAUGACAGAUGAUAUUGAUGCCAAGGUGCAAGAUCUGGAAGACGUGGACAAACAGGACGAUGAUGACGAGGAUAAUGAAGGUGAUGAGGAGGAGAUAGACAAGCAGCUGGGGGACCUGGGUGAUCAGGAUGCAGAGAAGCUUGAUGAACAGAUGUGGGGCAGUGACCAGGAGGAGGAGGAAGAGCACUCUGAGGAAAAGAAGGAGGAGACUGGUCCUGGUGAUGGAAAACAGAGCGAGUCAGAACUUGUUGCCAAGGACGACAAUGUUAACAAGUCUGCAGCAGACAACACUGAUGACAGACAGCAGACGGAUGAGCAGGAGGAGGAGGAGGAAGAGAAGGAACGAAAGCCACACAACCUUGAUAUGGAUCAGGUGGACUACGACGAUGACCAAGUUGAUCCGUAUCACGGGAAGCAGGAGGAGCAGCAAGCACCUGAUGAUCUGGAUCUGCCUGAUGACCUUAACCUUGAUGACGCUGAGGACCAGGAAGGGAAGGACGAGGAGUCUGCUGUGGAUGAUGGCACUGGUAAAGAUGAGGAAGAGACACAGCCCCCACCAGGUGAGGGACCGGAAGACAAUGUAGAGCAAGAGAAGAGGGAGGAGACGCCUGCUGAUCUGGAACAGAAACAGGAUGAAGACAGACCAGAGGGUGAGGAGGCUGACAACCCAACAGAUGAACAGACAGACACAGACCCCAACAAAAACGAAGAGGAGGGAAAAGAGGAGCCAGGAUUUACACCUCAGGAUAAGCCAAUCAUAACAGAUGAAAACCAAGAUGCAGACGAGCAGGAGGAACCAGACAAUACUGACAAGGCUGUUGAGCAUUAUGGGAAGACGUCACAUGACUCCAGUGACAAUGUGGAACAGAGUGAGACAGCUCAGGAUGCUGCGGGUGAAAAAUCAGAUAUGGACAAUCAGGAGACAACUGGUCAAGGUCAGGCCAGUACUGACACCUCUGAAGGUCACCAAGGUAACAUGUCACAAAGGUCACAAGACACUGGGUCAGAAGGCAAGAGGAAAAAGACUGAACGGCAACCUGGAAAAGCUGACAGCAACAGGUCGCUGGGAACUGAUGAGCAGAAGUACAAGAGGCUAAAAACCACUGAUUCUACACAAACAGAAGAUAAAAAACAUGAUCAAGAACAGGACACAAACGCUGACCAGCGAGCAGACAUGUUUGAGCAUGUGAAGGACUCGGAUUCCCACCACGAUGCCCAGACCCUUGACACAGCCACUGCAGAACAGCAGCGGGAACAGGGGCAGAUAACUCAGGAACAGGAGGAGGCCGAGUCAGACAUAGAUGAAGAUUUAGAGAUGCAGAAAGAGGAAUCAGAAGACAUUGAUGAAAAACUUGACACCAUUUCGUCCACAAAAUUGAAAAGCAAACAGAAACAUGAUGAAGGCAAUACUGAUGCUUCUGAAGACGAGGGUGAUAUGGAAAUUCAGAAUGAUCAUCGCCAUGAGAUACCGGGUGAGGUCGUUUCCACGUCAACUGUUGCUAGGGGCAUGGAGUCCACCAUUCACACUGCUAUGGAGUUCCUUAGCUUUGAUACGGAUACGUAUGAUCUGGAGAGUCUGAGAUUACAGCUGGAGACAGAGCUUGGGUCCUGGAGUCAGUCCAACCUGCCUGUCAACACAGACUUGGAGACGGCAGCCAGUGAGUUGUGGCACCGGUACGAGGCGCUGACGGCCUCCCUGGCCCAGGACCUGUGUGAGCAGCUACGGCUGGUGCUGGAACCCUCACAGGCCACCAAACUCAAAGGUGACUACCGCACGGGCAAGAGGUUGAACAUGCGCAAGGUGAUACCGUACAUCGCCAGUCAGUUCCGUAAAGACAAGAUCUGGCUGCGGAGGACCAAGCCCAGCAAACGUCAGUACCAGAUCAUGUUGGCUGUGGAUGACUCUUCCAGCAUGGUCGACAACCACUCUAAACAGAUGGCCUUUGAGUCUCUAUCUCUGGUCUCCAAUGCCUUGACCUUACUAGAAGCAGGACAGCUCUCCAUUUGCAGUUUUGGGGAGGAGGUGCGUGUUCUCCACCCUUUCUCAGAGCAGUUUACCAGCCAAUCAGGGGCUCAUCUUCUGCAGUACCUUACCUUUGAGCAGAAGAAGACAAAAAUAGCACAGUUUUUAAAACACGCCACGAGGGAAAUGCUGGAUGCCAGACAGAAGCAGCAAGGAUCUAUGGGUAAUCCUGACACGUCCCAGCUGCUGCUGAUAGUUUCCGACGGGCGGGGACUCUUCAUGGAAGGCAUGGAGGUUGUAAAGACGGCUGUCAGAAAUGCGAGAGAGGCCAACAUAUUCAUUGUGUUUGUCAUCAUAGAUAACCCUGUAAACAAGGAUUCCAUUCUGGACAUCAAGGUUCCUGUCUUCAAGGAGGCAGGCCAGAUUCCAGAGAUCAAGUCCUACAUGGAUUCCUUCCCCUUCCCGUUCUACAUCAUACUGCGGGACAUCAACAGUCUUCCAUUGGUGCUCAGCGAUGCACUGAGACAGUGGUUCGAACUCGUGACUGCUGUCGAUAGAUAAACAUGUGAACUAAUGUGUCUGUAUAGGCAGUUUGUUUCCUUUAAAGUUGAUAAAAAGUUUUUGAUCAGCUUAAUAAUUAUGUUCAUUAAUAGAACAAAGGCAUUAGUCUUCAUUCUUCAAUGACUUCUGUCAAGAGAUUAAUGUUAGGCUGUUGUUAUUGUUUAAGGGUUUAUAGAUAAUAGGCUUUAAAUGUUAGAACCUAUAUUGUUUUGGGGGUUUUAGUCCUAGACCUUCCAUUGUGAGAACCUUAAUUGAUACACUACUUUUAUGCUUGUGCUUUUUCCAGUUAGUUAACCAUUGUGGCAGGGGUUUUUAUGGUGUAGUUAACCAUUGUGGCAGUGGUUUUAAUCGUGAUACUGUUGAUUAAAAGCAAUCAUUGUUUAUGUAUGGUUGUUCAGUCUUCCCUUUAACUGUAUGAAUCCACUGGGCUGAAUCUAAAUUACAUGUAUGCAUAAGCAUCAAUAGCAAAAGGUCUAACUUUUACUUGCUUGCCUAUGUAGAUUUUGGAAAAUUGACUGUAAGACUAUUGAGAAAUGUGUAGAUAAAUCUUAUCAGCAAAUAACCAAUGUUUUUGAUUUCUGAUGUGAGGGAAUUAAACUAUGAACGCUAAGCCUGAUUGGUUUCAUACUUCAUAACAAAAACUUCAAAUAGCUUGAUAUAAAUGAUUGUUCAUGUAUGGUUAUAUAUUUUGAUUGAUUAUUGUUUUGAUGCUAUGAUGAGAAAUGUUUUAGAUUGUUAUAUUGACUUAUUUGUUUUGGAUAUAUUGUUUUAGUCUAGGAUCUGUUUAUUAAUCAAUCAUUUUUAUGGUUAACAUACAAUGCCGUAACAAUAACAACGUGUUUCGUUGUAACAGUUUAGUUAUACUUAGUACUAUAUUCAUUUACCCAGUAAUUGAAAUAUGCUUUUGCUUUGACUUCUUCAAUAAACAUGAUUACCUAUAAAUAACUUAUGCUAGAAAAUUAGUUGUUCCACAACUACCACAUAAUUGAACAUUUUGGAGCUUCCUUUUUGCAAAAAAAUGAUUUAUAAACCUAAUAAAUUGUGAAAAUAUGA
Molecule: messenger RNA, 7468 nt
Organism: Dreissena polymorpha
Lineage: Eukaryota; Metazoa; Mollusca; Bivalvia; Myida; Dreissenidae
Product: midasin-like
Exons: 41
Coding region: 11-6415 (2134 amino acids)
Biological process (GO): ribosomal large subunit assembly; rRNA processing
Cellular component (GO): preribosome, large subunit precursor
Source: RefSeq, a predicted model, not a curated record